Molecule: messenger RNA, 1512 nt
Organism: Fraxinus pennsylvanica
Lineage: Eukaryota; Viridiplantae; Streptophyta; Magnoliopsida; Lamiales; Oleaceae
Source: the annotation of a GenBank genome assembly
AUGGAGGAUAGGAAGCGGAAGAUAUGGAUCAUACAGUGCUUUUUGUCGUUAUCUAUAGGUUGCUUCGUUUCUCAGCUCAAUGCUUCAAACGACGUGAAAUUCUACGAGUCAUUUGAUCAUACAUUGGAGGGGAGCUGGGUUGUGUCCGAGAAAGAGGAUUAUAAAGGUGUGUGGAAACAUGCCAAGAGUGAGGGGCAUGAUGAUUAUGGGCUUCUUGUAAAUGAGAAGGCUAAGAAGCAUGCCAUUGUGAAGGAAGUUGAUGAGCUUAUUAACCUCAAGGAUGAUGCUGGGUGGACUCCUAAGGAAUUUGAUAAUGAGUCUCCAUACACAAUAAUGUUUGGGCCCGAUAAAUGUGGGGCCACGAACAAGGUUCACUUCAUCUUGAAGCACAAGAACCCCAAGAGUGGAAAGUAUAUUGAACACCACCUCAAGUUUCCUCCGUCGGUGCAUUCUGACAAAUUAACUCAUGUUUAUACUGCAAUUUUGAAACCAGAUAAUGAGUUGUGUAUAUUGAUUGAUGGGGAAGAAAAGAAGGCGGCUAACUUUCUCUCCAAUGAUGAUUUUGAGCCGCCACUCAUCCCUCCCAAGACAAUUCCUGACCCAGAUGAUAAGAAGCCCGAGGAUUGGGAUGAGAGGGCAAAAAUUCCAGACCCAGAUGCAAAGAAAUCGGAUGACUGGGAUGAGGAUGCUCCACUGGACAUUGAAGAUGAGGAUGUUGUGAAGCCUGAGGGAUGGUUGGAUGAUGAGCCUGAGGAGAUCGUUGAUCCCGAGGCAACAAGACCCGAAGAUUGGGAUGAGGAGGAGAAUGGUGAAUGGGAGGCUCCAAAGAUUGAUAACCCCAAAUGUGAAGAGGCACUUGGAUGUGGGGAGUGGAAGAGGCCAAUGAAAAGGAAUCCUGCAUACAAGGGGAAAUGGCAUGCUCCCCUUGUUGAAAAUCCCAACUACAAGGGUAUUUGGAAGCCCCAGCUAAUUGGAAACCCUGAAUACUUCGAGUUUGAGAAACCAAAUUUUGAGCCGAUUGCGGCUAUCGGCAUUGAAAUUUGGACAAUGCAGGAUGGUAUACUGUUUGACAAUCUUUUAAUAGCCUCUGAUGAAAAAGUUGCACAAACCUACCGAGAGACUACAUGGAAGCCGAAAUUUGAAGCAGAGAGAGACAGAAUGCUGAGGAAUCUGCCGUUUCAGAUGAAACCAGUGUUUGACUGUCUUUACAAGAUUGCGGAUCUUCCCUUCUUGGGUGAUCACAAGACCAAAGUUUUGGAUAUUCUUGAGAAUGCUGAGAAGCAGCCAAACCUUACAAUUGGUAUAGUUGCAUCCAUUGUAGUUGUUAUCUUCACAGUGUUGUUGAAGGUCAUCUUUGGUGGGAAGAAGAAGCUUGCUAAAGUUAGAUCAGAGACAGAGAAAACAGAUACAACUGAAACCUCAAAUAACCAGGGAACUACUGAGGAGAAGGAAGACAAGAAAGAGGACACUGCUGCUGCUGCUCGUCGGAGGAACACCAGACGCGACAAUUAG